CGCCCCAUUACAAAAAAAAAAACCUGUGCUCCCCUCCGCACAGUUGCGAGACAGCAUCCAACGACGAAGUUAUGUCAAUCUGCCGGCUGCAAACGCGUGCAUCGUCCAUCUUUACCACCUCGAUCCGGCUGUUCAGUUCUGCGAUUGCGAAAAGCAUGGAGAAGCACGAAGUCGUCCCCGACGUGGUGCCGGUCGCCCCGGCCGAGGUGGCCAAGGUAACCUACCCGAGCGGUGCCAUCGUCAGCGAGGGCAACGUACUCACCCCCACGCAGGUAAAGGACGUGCCGAAGGUGGAAUGGAACGCGGACAGUGGCGCCCUGUACACGCUCUGCAUGACCGAUCCGGAUGCGCCGAGCCGCAAGGAACCGACGUACCGCGAGUGGCACCACUGGCUGGUCGGCAACAUUCCCGGGGCCGAUGUAGCGCAGGGCGAAACGCUGUCGGCGUACGUGGGCUCGGGCCCACCGCAGGGAACCGGCCUCCAUCGGUACGUGUUUCUGGUGUACAAACAGAACGGCAAGCUGACGUUCGAUGAGCCGCGGCUGACCAACACGAGCGCGGACAACCGUGGCGGAUUCGCCAUCCGCAAGUUUGCCGAGAAGUACCAGCUGGGCAAUCCGGUGGCGGGCAACUUCUAUCAGGCCGAGUGGGACGAUUAUGUGCCGCUGCUGUACAAGCAGCUGGGUGCAUAAAAAUGGUGCCCGAAACCGAAGCCAGUGCUCUAAAUUGGCUUAAUUGGAGGUUCUGGAAACCCUCGUACCAUAUUGCACUUAUUGCCCAAUACGGGGAAGGAAAAUGGUGGCGUCCCGGUUGCAUCGGUAGAAAUUGCUAGAAGCAAAUGAUGGAAAAGAAAAAAGGAAAAAAAAACAAGGCAAACAAGAAUAAAAAUAAACACUACUGAUAAACCCCCCGCA
Messenger RNA from Anopheles coluzzii, 914 nucleotides. RefSeq names its product protein D2-like. The record is from RefSeq and is a predicted model, not a curated record. The transcript has a single exon. The coding region runs from base 72 to 692 and encodes 206 amino acids. NCBI's taxonomy places the organism in Eukaryota, Metazoa, Arthropoda, Insecta, Diptera, Culicidae.